AUGAUGGGGACUCCACCUGUUGACUAUAAUGCAAUGCAACAACAACAGUUUAUGAACCCAUAUAUGCAACCACAACAACAGCAGCAGCAAGUUGCACUCCAACAGCAGCAGCAGCAGCCACAGCAACAUCCCGAGAUGAUGCAACAGCAGCAACAGCAGCCGCAGCAGCAGUAUACUGGAAUGGCAAUUGAUAAUAAUAAUAAUAAUAAUACUAGUGGAGCAGGAGUAGCAAACAACAAUCAGUUUAUGAAGCAACCAUCAGUAGUGGGUGUUCAACAACAAUCCUCUACACAGCAGCAAUCAUCCUCUCCUCCUAUAUCAUCGCCAAUCAUGUACGUUUCUACACCUACACAACAGCAACAUACACCUCAACAACAACAACAACAUACACCUCAACAACCUCAAACCCCUCAGCAACAACAACAACAAGUUCAACAAAUGAUGAACAAACAAAUCACACCAAAUAAUACAUAUUAUACUCAACAAGGUCAACAGCAGCAGCAGCAGCAACCAAUGUAUCAGGCACAACAAAUGUCUUCUCCACCAAUGGUGCCAACUGUACAGAAUCAACCACCACCAAUGCUUUCCCCUGCUCAACAACAAUAUCAAUACCAACAACAACAAGCUCAACAACAACAACAAAUGCUACAACAACAUUUGCAACAACAGGCUCAAGCUCAACAACAACAACAACAACAACAAGCUCAAGCUCAACAGCAGGUUCAACAACAGCAGGCUCAGCAACAACAAGCUCAAGCUCAACAACAGGGACAGAACAAUCAAAUACAACAAGGUCAACAACAAGCUCAAGCUCAAGCUCAACAGCAACAACAACCACAGGGACAGGUUCCACAACAACAACAACAACAGACACAGAGUCAACCUCAACAAGCACCACUUUUAAGUUUCUCAAAAGAAGCUAUCCUUGAAAUAUAUACAGCAACCGAGAAUUUACAAAAGGCACUGUCAGAUGUGAUGGAUCCACAAUAUCAACAAUAUGUACAAAGCUUGAGAAGUAUUAGUAUGAGUGGGUUGUCUUGGAAUGCUUCAGAGACCAACCUUUUUAAACGAGUUAUUGCUAACCAUCGAGUACUAGCAGAUGCACAAAAGACGAAACAAGCCAAAUCUGAACAUCAACAGCUUGUACAACAGCUUGCACAACAACAACAACAACAACAAUCCAAUCCAAUUUAUGGUGGUGGCACUAUAACAACACCACCAAUUCAAUCACCUAUGAUGAUUUCUCAAACAACAAAUAUAGCUACUACACCGACUACAACAACAACUACAAUAACAACACCAACACCAACGGCAGCAGCAGCGGUUUUUCAACAACAACAACAGAUUAUCCAAGGAAUGCCAAUUGGUAAACCAUUGAUGACUCCAGAGCAAAUCAAUUUUGUAAAACUACAAGUCCGCGCGAAUCAAUAUAUUGUUAAAUGGCUACAAACUGGAGAGCCAUUGCCAGCAGGAUUUUUCCAACAAUUGGUUGCCUAUAAAAAUGGGGCAAUGCCACCUAUCAUUGCAACUCAAACUCCACCUCAACAACAACCAUUAUCUAUUCAACAACAACAACAGCAACAGCAACAGCAACAACAACAACAACAACAACAACUUGUUAAACAACCAUCAAUUGUUAGUCCACCUAUUCAACUCCCUCAAUCUCUACCACAACAACCAGUUUUGGAGAAUACAACAACUACAGCAGCCAUUGUACAGCAACCGAUUGCAGUGGUGGCUGCUGCCGCCACACCUGUUGUAGUUGCACCUCCACCUCCACCAGUUGUAGUUGCACCACCCCCACCACCACCUCCAAUGCAAUGUCCUGCACAAUAUAUUAUACCACCUGUUACAGACAGUAUUAAAACUGUUCCAUUGGAUCACCAAUUCCUCAGAGAGGCAAGAGAGAUUAGCAUAAAAGAGGCAAUGAAUCAGAGAACAACGUAUUUGAAAAAGAGUCUAAAAGAGUUUGAUGAUCAAGAGGCUUCAGCUGCUGUAACUGCAGCUGCCAGUAGUCCAAACGCCGAACAAAAAGAUGGAUCAUCAUCGAGCAGUGUUGGAGCAGUUGCCAAUGGAGUUGGUCAUACCCAAGUCGAAAAGAUUUGUGCCAGUCAAAAUGCACAAAGAAUUCGUAUGGCCAUAGAGUACAAACAACUCAGUCUCUUUGAGGUUCAGAAAAAGUUGAGAGCCGAAUUACUCGACUCGGUCGACAGUAGUAUGUUUGUCAACAACACUACUGCUUUGCUGGGCAGCAAGCAUAGUUCAUCGUCGUCGUCAUCGUCGUCGUCACAAAGUGGUUCAGCUUCUAAAAAGAAAACAAAGUUGGAUGGUAUUCUAAGCUCACAACGUAUCAUGCCAUACAAUGAAACCAACCAAAAUACACCAGAGGCAAAGACACGAAUGUCGAGCUUCCUCAAACAGAUUUUGGAUCAUGGACGCGAGUUUAAAGAGUUUCACAGCAACCAGAUGCAAUCGACCAAAAAGGUAGCCAAGCGUGUAACCAGCUACUUUGCCAUGCAAGAGAAAAAGGAGCAGCAGCAGCGUGAAAAGGAGGAGCGUGACAGACUUCGUGCACUCAAGAGCAACGAUGAAGGCAAGUACCUCAAGUUGCUCGAACAGACCAAGAACAAGCGUCUACGUGAGUUGUUUGACCAGACCAACGAGUUUCUCGACAAGAUCUCGCAUCUCAUUCAAAAGGAAAAGAUGCAAGACGAGGAGGAACUGGCCUUGCAACAAGCAGAGGCAGCCGAUGCAGCCAGCAACGCCACCACCAUCACUGACGAGAUAUCGACCAACAAUAGCAGCACGAGCAGCACUGCACCCGUUAGCAAGCCAGCCGACGCCUCUGCCAAGCGUCCGGCUACCGCACCAGCUCCCGCUCAGACGACACUAGUCAGCAAGGCACAUUCAUACUAUAGCAAGGCCCAUUCCAUCACGGAAGAGAUUCCAGAGCAACCACAGCUUUUGGAGGGCGGUCAGUUGAAACCCUACCAGAUGCAAGGUCUGCAAUGGAUGGUGUCACUGUACAACAACAAGCUCAAUGGUAUCUUGGCCGACGAGAUGGGUCUCGGAAAGACUAUCCAGACCAUCGCUCUCAUCACCUAUCUCAUGGAAAAGAAGCAAAACAAGGGUCCCUACUUGGUGGUCGUCCCUCUCUCUACACUAGCCAAUUGGGGUCAAGAGUUUUCAAAGUGGGCACCAAAGGUACUCAAAGUACUCUAUUAUGGUAAAAAAGAGGUGAGAAAAUCACUCUACGAUACCCAUAUUGCCCCAACAAAGUUUAAUGUACUCGUCACCACCUAUGAAUACAUUAUCAAGGAUAAAAAUAUGCUCUCCAAGAUCAAGUGGAACUAUCUCAUCAUUGAUGAAGGUCAUCGUAUGAAAAACUAUAGUUCCAAGCUCUCUAUUAUCCUUGGUAAUGCCUAUCACUCGAGAUACCGUAUUCUCCUAACUGGUACUCCUCUACAAAACAGUUUACCAGAACUUUGGGCACUCCUCAAUUUCCUGUUGCCCAACAUUUUCGAUUCGGUCGAUGAUUUUGAACAAUGGUUCAAUGCUCCAUUUGCAGGUGAAAAGUUGGAAAUGAAUGAAGAAGAACAACUACUCAUCAUUCAACGUCUUCACAAGGUUCUUCGUCCUUUCCUUUUACGUAGACUCAAAACUGAAGUCGAAACUCAACUACCUGAUAAAGUUGAAAAGGUUCUUAAAUGUGAAAUGUCUGCUUUCCAAGCUAAAAUGUAUCAAUUAAUUAGAUCUAAAAGUGUUAACAAAUUGAAUCAAGAAGAAGGAGCACCAAGACUUGCAAGAGGAUUAAAGAAUACAUUGGUACAAUUAAGAAAAGUUUGUAAUCAUCCUUAUCUAUUUUAUGAUGAAGAAUAUGCAAUCGAUGAGUAUAUGAUUAGAUCGGCAGGUAAAUUUGAUCUUUUGGACAAGAUUCUUCCAAAGUUAAAGGCAUCUGGUCAUCGUGUACUCAUAUUCAGCCAAAUGACGCAUUUGAUUGAUAUUCUCGAACAUUAUUUCACCUACAAAGGUUACAAGUACCUUCGUUUGGAUGGUUCAACCAAAUCGGAAGAGCGUGGUCCCAUGUUGAAUCUUUUCAACGCACCAGGCAGCGACCUUUUCAUUUUUGUACUAAGUACUCGUGCUGGUGGUUUGGGUUUGAAUCUCCAAACCGCCGAUACUGUCAUCAUCUUUGACUCUGAUUGGAAUCCUCAGAUGGAUCUCCAAGCUCAAGAUCGUGCGCAUAGAAUUGGCCAGAAGCAAACGGUAAAAGUAUUACGUUUGGUCACAGUCAACAGCGUGGAAGAAAAGAUUUUGGCAAGAGCCAUCUUUAAAAAGGAGUUGGACAAGAAGAUUAUCCAGGCUGGUCAGUUUAACAACAAGAGCAAGUCGUCAGACAGAAUGAAAAUGCUCGAGUAUUUGAUGGCACAGGAUGAGACUGCAGAGAUGGAGCGACAGGGUAUUCCAAACGACCAACAAAUCAACGAAAUGAUUGCGCGUACACCUGAAGAGGUCGAGCUCUUUGAACGCAUGGACAAGGAGCGUUCAGAGAUGGAAAACAAACGUUGGAAGCUAGAAGGAAAGAAGGGCGAGUACAAGCGUCUCUGCCAAGAGGACGAGCUUCCCGCUUGGAUCUCCAAGGAGGUUGAGGUCACCGAAGACAUGAGCUUUGUGUUUGGUCCAGGUCAGCGACCACGCUCAUCCAACGCCAAAGACGUGGACGACCAGGAACUCUUGCGUCUGCUCAACAAUGGAGAGAGACGUCGUCGUACCGCCUCCAACGCAGCCGUCUACAUCAACGAAUACAUUGACGACGAGAGCGACGAUUCCAGCUCAUCGUCGAGUGAAGAGGAGCAGGAGGAGUACCGUCAAAAACCAACUCCAAAGAACCACAAGAGAAAGGAGCUUGAUGACGAAGACUAUGAAGACAGCUACAGUGGCAGCCAAGUCAGCACGCCUACCAGUAACAGCAAAUACCCCACCCCCAAGAAACGUGCCAAAACUGCUGCCAAGGAACGCAAGGCACCUGCCAAGAAAAGAGGGUCUACUGCUGCUCCACCCCAACAGCCGUCCACUCCAUCCACUCCAUCUGACAAUAGAGAACUCCUCACUCCACCACCCACCCCAACCACGUCGUCAUCGGGAGCUACGCCCUCACAACCCGCCCCAGCACCCAGAAAGUACAGCGGACGUGGUAGACCAGCCGGCACCAUCAAAAAGCGACCAACCACCGAGAAUGAGAUCAAGUAUCUUGACAUUUAUGAUGCGUUCCGAUUGGACACGGACGAAGAGGGAAGAAAGCGUUGCGAUGUCUUUUUGCGUCUGCCAAGCAAGCGUGACUACCCAGACUACUACAACAUCACCAAGGAGCCAAUCGACAUGAAGAUCAUCAAGGACCGUAUCAUUGGCAAGAAAUAUCAUACACCUGCACAGUUUGCUGCUCAUGUAAAUACUAUGUUUUACAAUGCCCAAGUAUAUAACCAAUCGGGUUCAGAGAUCUUUGAAGAUGCCGUUCACCUUCAAAAAUUCUUUACCAAACUUUUCAAUGAAGCUUUUCCAAACAACCAACUUCCCACUCCAAAACCACCCCUAUCACCAACUCAACCUAUUCAUUUGUCAGCUGACAGCGUCAAAAGAGAGCCAAUCCCAAUGGCAAGUCUCCAAGCUGCCUCUACCACCACUUCCACCUCUUCCACCAGCAGUACAAGUACUACCUCCACCACCGACAAUAGUUUACUCGAUGUCGAUGAAGAUCAAGUAUCAAAGAAACAAAAACUUGCAAACAAUCACAGUACCCCAAGCAAUGGUAAACCUUAUGAUCCAAUGUCUCUAUCAAGCAUGAUUUGCGACGCCAACAAUUCCCCAAUGUCAUCUCCUCCAACUACCUUUUCCAAAACAAACAAUUCGAGAGCAAAGUUUAGUAAAUUCUCUGAUGAUGACAACGAUGGUAUGAUGGAUGACGAUGACGAAGAUGACCUAUAA
Cavenderia fasciculata is the source of this 5982-nucleotide messenger RNA. RefSeq names its product SNF2-related domain-containing protein. The transcript has 3 exons. The coding region runs from base 1 to 5982 and encodes 1993 amino acids. Gene Ontology annotation, molecular function: histone binding; DNA binding; ATP binding. The record is from RefSeq and is a predicted model, not a curated record. NCBI's taxonomy places the organism in Eukaryota, Evosea, Eumycetozoa, Acytosteliales, Cavenderiaceae. Gene Ontology annotation, cellular component: nucleus. Gene Ontology annotation, biological process: positive regulation of transcription by RNA polymerase II.